Messenger RNA from Gadus morhua (Atlantic cod), 2646 nucleotides. RefSeq lists its product as uncharacterized. Bases 581 to 2437 code for a protein of 618 amino acids. Lineage: Eukaryota; Metazoa; Chordata; Actinopteri; Gadiformes; Gadidae. The transcript is spliced from 14 exons. The record is from RefSeq and is a predicted model, not a curated record.
GUCAUCAAGGCGCGUCCUCAAAUAGAGGGUUUGUUUUGAUUCCACGGCAGUCCGUAGCGAGUAGCGGCUGAUGAUGGCGGACCAAAGUGGUACACCACGUACUGAAACAACCGCUCCCAGGGGGAAAAACAAAAGUUUAGCAGAGAUGGUCACCCGAAAAAAAGAACUCGAUACUGCAAGAGGAAAACGUCGAGUAAACAUCGGCUCUGCUUUUGAGCAAUGGAGGGAACUGAUGAAGCUGCAGCCAGAGCUAAAAUCGGAUGAAAUGGUCGCGGAGUUUCUGCUGGAAAGUUACGGAAAAACAACGUAGACGCCAGUAAAACAUGGUUUCAAGAGGCCUCCUCCGCCACCAUUGUCCACCAUUGCCGAAUCUUUUUCAGAACGAGAGGAGGAUUUCUCUGUUCAUGGAGGUGAGGGUUUGGACAGCUACUCGGCUGAGACCUCACUUCUCACAAUACAAGCAAGUGUUACAUCAGCAGAUGAAAGAUUGGGUGACAUCAAUGAGGACGCAUUUAAUGAUAUAACAAACUCUAUCAUUGACCACGAUGAGGACGAAUACGAUCCUUCUUGGCAUCCAGACAUGGAGGCGCAAUCAGAUUUGCUGUUGGAAGAGGAGGACACUGUAGAGGAAGACUCUGACUGCAAUGACAGCAACGACCCAGAUUACGUGCCACUUUUUCGUGUGUGCAAAGGCAGAUCUCUGAAUACUGGGUUCAUCCUUGAAGAAUGUCCAUCAGUCACCAUGGAAGACACUGUGCAUGACACGGGAGACGACACAGAUCAAGAUGAUCAUGAAGAAGAUCUCUCUGUGCUGGAGCAAGAGCAAGAGACACAACAUCUUCCCCAAAAAAAGCAAAGAAGGCAACCAAAUAGAUCAGAGAUAACUGUUGAGGUGGAAGAGGAUAUAAUUGGCAAACCGGCUUCUAUUGCUUACCAUGACUGUCUGAGGCAGCUUUGUGAGUUUGUUGCUUUGCCAAUAGAUUCUUGUAAUGGGAAGGACCCCAUCACCCAAAAACAAUGUCAGGCAAAAGGACCUUUUGAGAUUAACAUCAAGUCAAGGGUCACAGCUGCCGUCAUUGAAUGGCUGUGUCCUCAAGGUCAUAUCGUGUGGCGGUGGUCUUCCCAACCAACUUUAAAAUUUGGCAGUCAGUUAGGAGACUUUCUAAUGGCCACCAACAUUUUGCUCACAGGCAACAACUACACAAAGGUGAAAAUGCUUUUCAACUUCAUGAAUAUGGGGAUGAUCAAUGAGAGAUACUUUGCGGGCAUCCAAGACAACUACUGUGUGGACACUAUAAAGGCGUUCUGGAAUGCGAGAAGAGCCAAAGUGAUUGCCAAUGUGAAGACAUUAGGACCAACUGUUGCUCUCGGAGAUGGAAGGAUGGACAGUCCAGGAUUCUGCGCCCAGUACUGUACGUACACUGCCAUGGACAAUGCCACAAGACAAAUAAUCAACGUGGUGAAUGUGGACAAGCGUGAGACUUCGCGGAAAUCGACCAACAUGGAGAAGGUGGCCUUUAUAGAGACAUUAGACACGCUGAAGCAAGAUCUUGAUGUCAUUGAGUUCUGCACUGAUGCACACAGCCAAAUAUCGGCCCUAUUCAACAAAAACAAAGGGCUGUACAAGGACAGUGGCGUCAAGCACACGCUGGAAAUGUGGCACGGAGCCAAGAAUCUUGGCAAAAAAAUCCAUGCUGCCGGCCUCCAAAAAGGCUGUUCACUAUUACUUGUCUGGAAGAAGGAUAUCUGCAACCACUUUUGGUACUGCUGCAAGGCAGCAAAUACAGUGGAGGAUUUCUGGGACAUGUGGACAGGAUUGCUACACCAUGUCACCGGAGAACACCAGUGGGGACUUGGCGGCUGUUACCAUGGCCCAUUGGAGGAAAAUGGCAACAAGGAGCUUAUUCCAAAGGGAAGCACUGCACACCGCAAAAUCACAGAACUGAUCAUGGAUGAGAGGUGGUCAAAGACGAUUCCAAAGUACUUGACCUUUAGAUCCACUGGUGCCCUGGAGUGUUUCCAUGCACACCUUCUGAUGUACGCAUCAAAACGAAUCGCCUUCGUACCACCUGUGUAUGCGGCCCGAACACUUUUAGCUGCCCUCGACUACAAUGAACACUGCAGCCGACCCUACUAUGUGAAGGCAGAUGGCAAAUACAGCUACCACAAAAUGUACAACAAAAAAAGCGGUGGCUUCUGUCUGUACAUAAAGAAGGUCAAGAAGAGUUAUGAGUACAUAAAAGACCGCCAGUGUGCCAUCCUACGCUGCAAGUUGGACCAGUUGGCGGCAGGGAGGGGCAUGCCUCGGAAAAGAGCGAUGAGACCAGAUGACCCCCGACGACUUGGGACUCUCAGUGGUGUCCCUGCACCAUCAACGGAACAAAUUUUGGAGACUCAACGCAGCAGAGGUCGUGGUGAACCACUCCCGCAAAAGUAGAAGACGAUCUGCACCAACCAGGGCUUGUCCUGGCAUCAAACCUGCCGUCUUGUCUGAAAGGACUACCAGAGAACUCCGGAUAUAAAGCAAUAUUUUGAAAAUGUAGACUUAUGUCAUUGGUUUCCAUAAUGUAAGAUGUGUGUUUUUGGGAUCACUGAAUUCCCUCAGUAAGAUUUUUAAACAUUAAAACUUUUUUUCAUAAAAUCAAA